Messenger RNA from Torulaspora globosa, 687 nucleotides. RefSeq lists its product as uncharacterized. NCBI's taxonomy places the organism in Eukaryota, Fungi, Ascomycota, Saccharomycetes, Saccharomycetales, Saccharomycetaceae. The transcript has a single exon. The coding region runs from base 1 to 687 and encodes 228 amino acids. The record is from RefSeq and is a predicted model, not a curated record.
AUGAGACCAUGGAAAAUCGCUGGGAUUGCGCUUGUGCUUUUUCUCAGCCGUUUGUUGCAGUGCUGUGCAGCAACAGCUGCCCAUUCAGACGGCGUCACCAAGACUGCUGAAGAAAUACUCUGCCUGCUGUAUAUAGAGGGGAGGGCCCCUCAUGCAAAGCUGUACGAAACUCUACAGGUGCUGCGCACCGUCAGAUGCCAGAUCUCGAGGCUGAAGCAAGAGUUCGUUGAACAAACCUCCACACUCGCGGCGAUCGAGUCGCUGCUGGCGCUGAAGUCAGAGCAGAUUGCUCGCAGUGACAGGACCAUGAGAGGUCUUCUAGCACACUUGAAACAGGUAAGCAGUGCACUCUCGAUUGCUUUGAAUGGAGACCGUCGGGGUGGCGAGACGCCAUUGCAGAUUCCGGCGAACGCUGCAGGAAAGAGCUUGGCGAUGGAUUUUCUGUCGAGCUACAUCGAGAGCAACGCCGCCGACAGUCGCGCAGCGAAAAUAAGAGUUCUCAAGACGGGAGCUUUUCUUAUGGUUAUGUUGAGCACCACAGCGGACGUCUGUGUGAUCACCGGCCCAGUCGUCUGCUUUGCGCUAUAUGUGGCGGGCUCUGGGGCCGUAGUGAUCUGGCUCGCUCAAAUCUACAGAACGAUGUUUGGAAAUGAUGGGAUGCCAGAACCAAACUGGCAGCCAGGCUGA